UCUCUCUCUCUCUCUCGCUUGAGGUUGAAGAUGAUGACAACAGUAGGAUUUGCUCAAUCGAAUUCUUUUCUUCUUUCUUUCAAAGGUCAAUCUAUAGAAAUGAAAAAAUCAUGGCGAGCCAAAUGGGUCACUUCUUCUUUUUCUCAUCUUCGUGCAUCUCCAUUAUCGUCCUCUUCCGUUGAGUCAUUUCAUCGAACAGAAGAUAUUGGCAAGGAGGUUCGCCAUGGUAUUAGUGAAGAAAGCAGGAAGAAAAAGAAAAGGGUCUUCUUCUUGGAUGUAAGUCCACUGUGCUACGAAGGAAACAAACCAAGCUCGCACGCUUUUGGUCACUGGCUUGCACUCUUCUUCUCUCAAGUCAGCUUCACCGAUCCUGUCAUAGCUGUUCUUGAUGGAGAAGAAGGUAACAAGCAACGCCGAGAGUUAUUGCCUUCAUAUAAAGCGCAUAGGAAAUCACCAAAUCCUGGGACAUUCUCCACAAGGCCACACCAAUUCGUCGAAGAAGUUCUUAGAAACUGCAAUGUUCCAGUUGUUAGAAUACAAGGACAUGAAGCAGACGACGUGGUGGCUACACUUAUGGAACAAGCCGUGCAAAGAGGAUACCGUGCGGUUAUUGCAUCGCCUGACAAAGACUUCAAGCAGUUGAUCUCAGAGAAUGUUCAGAUUGUCAUUCCAUUGGCUGAUCUCAGAAGAUGGUCUUUUUAUACAUUGAAACACUACCUUGCUCAGUAUAACUGUGAUCCACAGUCUGAUUUGAGCUUUCGAUGUAUAAUGGGUGAUGAGGUGGAUGGAGUUCCAGGGAUUCAGCAUGUUGUCCCGGCUUUUGGAAAGAAAACAGCGAUGAAACUUGUGAGAAAGCAUGGUUCUCUGGAGAGUCUACUGAGCGCGGCAGCUGUCAGAACUGUGGGAAGACCAUAUGCUCAAGAAGCCCUUACGAAAUACGCAGAUUACUUGAGAAGAAACUAUCAAGUUCUUGCCUUGAAAAGAGAUGUGAGGGUACAGAUUCAAGAAGAAUGGCUCGUGGAAAGAGACGCAAGCAAUGAUUCAGAAGUACUGUCAAGCUUCUUCUCAACCUUGCGUGGAUGAUUCUGAGAAAGCUAUAGCACACCAACACUUCUUGGUGUUAACCAUUCAAUGGAUCGACUCAAGAACUGAUGCUAGCUUAGCAGCUCACCUUAUGUUAAAAUUGCAAGUUCACAGUGUACUUCCUUCCAUAUAUGUGAAUCUACCUAUAUAUCAAAUUGGUUGGUAUUAUUACAUAAAGAUGAAGGAGAGGUCA
Molecule: messenger RNA, 1276 nt
Organism: Eruca vesicaria subsp. sativa (arugula)
Lineage: Eukaryota; Viridiplantae; Streptophyta; Magnoliopsida; Brassicales; Brassicaceae
Source: the annotation of a GenBank genome assembly